GUUCAACCAUGGAACCUCGUUAACAAGACCUGCAAUCAAGUCAGUCCGAUGUUGUUUGCUGUGUUUCUUCUGCUAGUUUCAAUGGAGGUUAUCGAGUCACGGCUCCUGGUUCAGACACUGCCAGGCUUCGUUGGUGAUCUUCCUUUCACACUAGAAACUGGACAACAAUUUGCUUUAAGUUAUAUUGGGGUAGGAGAAUCCGAUGAUGUGCAGUUCUUUUACUACUUCAUUGAGUCCGAAGGGAACCCGAAAGACGACCCGCUCAUUCUUUGGCUUACUGGAGGCCCUGGUUGUUCAGCUCUUUCUGGCCUGCUGUAUGAAAUAGGCCCGCUCACUAUUAACUACCAAAAUUCUACGUUGGAGAAGGCAGUACUUGAAAUAAAACCUCAUAGUUGGACAAAGGUGGCCAACAUAAUAUUUGUUGAUCAGCCUGCUGGAUCUGGAUUCUCCUAUGCAAGAACUCCCGAGGGUUACAAAGCGAACGAUACUUCAUCAGCAAUGCAGACUUAUCAAUUUCUGAGGAAGUGGCUUGUGGAUCAUCCUAAAUUUCUCAAGAAUCCAUUUUAUCUUGGUGGUGAUUCUUACAGUGGCAUAGUGCUGCCAAUUGUCGUCGACGAAAUCUAUAACGGUAUUGGAAUUGGAGAAUGGCCACAAAUCAACAUCAAAGGAUACGUGCUCGGUAAUCCUUCCACAGAUACACGUAGCGAAUCUAAUUCGAGAAUACCGUUUGCUCAUCGAAUGGCACUCUUAUCGGAUGCAAUCUACAAGUCAGCUAAAGAAAAUUGCCAUGGAGAGUACUUGAACGUAGAUCCCAACAACAUUCUAUGCAUACGUGAUCUUGAGGUGGUAGAAAAGUGCCUUGAAAGAAUUUACAAGGGCCAUAUUUUAGAGCCUUCUUGUGAAAAACCUUCGAAACCCUUCAAAUCUAAUACGUUACGAAGGAGCAUGCGAUCUCUUGACACGACCUCUGUGGAUGCUCGGCCUUUACCUCAAUUUCAGACGCAUUGGUGUCGAGAGGGAUCCUAUAUAUACUCCUCCACUUGGGCGAACAGCAGAGAUGUGCGCGAAGCUCUUCACAUUCGUGAGGAAUUUAACGAUAUUGAGUGGGUACGAUGCAAUAAAACCUUUCGUCGUCAUGUUCCCACAGAACGCAUAGUUUACACACACAAUGUCCCAAGUGUCGUUGGCUAUCAUCGACGCCUUGCUGAUAAAAAUUGUCGAGCUCUUGUAUAUAGUGGAGAUCAUGAUAUGGUGGUUCCGUAUAUCGAUACGCUGAACUGGAUUGAAUCGCUAAAUCUGUCGGUCGAAAGUGAUUGGACGCCUUGGUUUGUCAACAAACAAGUAGCCGGAUACACCAUGAAAUUCUCAAAAGAUGAGUACAGCUUGACAUAUGCUACAGUCAAGGGAGGAGGUCACACAGCUCCAGAGUACAAGCCUAAAGAGUGUUUAAGCAUGUUUACGAGGUGGCUUGCUUACGAUCCUUUGUAAAAGGGUCGAGUUUGAUGUUUUCUUGCUUACGUUGUAUGCACGUAUGCAUCCGUCCACUCGUAUGUAAUCGUGUAAUAAAUAACGGGCUACUAAUUAGUUAAGAAC
Messenger RNA from Cynara cardunculus var. scolymus (artichoke), 1593 nucleotides. Its product is annotated as serine carboxypeptidase-like 13. NCBI's taxonomy places the organism in Eukaryota, Viridiplantae, Streptophyta, Magnoliopsida, Asterales, Asteraceae. Gene Ontology annotation, molecular function: serine-type carboxypeptidase activity; acyltransferase activity, transferring groups other than amino-acyl groups. Gene Ontology annotation, biological process: proteolysis; secondary metabolic process. The record is from RefSeq and is a predicted model, not a curated record. The coding region runs from base 49 to 1488 and encodes 479 amino acids. The transcript is spliced from 14 exons.